Messenger RNA from Cavenderia fasciculata, 972 nucleotides. RefSeq lists its product as uncharacterized. Gene Ontology annotation, molecular function: protein binding. The coding region runs from base 1 to 972 and encodes 323 amino acids. The transcript is spliced from 6 exons. The record is from RefSeq and is a predicted model, not a curated record. NCBI's taxonomy places the organism in Eukaryota, Evosea, Eumycetozoa, Acytosteliales, Cavenderiaceae.
AUGAAUAAUAAUCGAGCAGAACUAUCAAUCAAGCAAAGGGUUGCAAGUCAAUCAGAAUUAGAUGCAUUAACGUGUCCGAUAUGUCGAUUUUUGAUGACUGCACCUGUCAAACAAUCAAGUUCAGAGACAACAGGAACUUGUCCUCAAUGUAGAAUACCUAUUUCAAAUGGAGGAUUAUCAAAUUUACUCCUUGCUGACCAUUAUUUAUCACAUCUAAGAGUUGAUUCAUUGGUGAAUCAAUUUAGAUAUAAUCAAGAAAACAAAGAAUGGGAAAAGGAUGCAAGAGGAUGUCAAGAGAUUGUAACCGUUGAAAUAUCAAAAGAUCACAAGCUGAUUUGCAAAUUUAAUCCUGUAAAAUGUAAACAUCAAGGGUGCGAUGUAGAAGUAUUAAAAGAAGAUAUGGAUAGUCAUCUUGUACUAAUAUCUUUUCUCUUGAUUGGUAUUUACAUAGUACAAGAUGACUAUCCAUAUCUUCUUUGUACUAUUCUACUAUGUGACUUUAGACCAAAUAUACCAUGUCCCUAUAGUGAUGUUGGUGAUGAUAGAUAUAGGUCACCGCAACAAGAAUUAAAAGAGUGCAAACAAUCAAUCAGGGAAACCAACAAAAAACAAUCAAUGAUUAAAUUCGAAUGGGUAAUCGAUGAAUACCUAGACAACUCAGAUUAUUUUGAUAUGGGUGGUUUUAAUUGGUUCUUGAAUGCAAGAGAAGAGGAGAAUGAAGAUAUUGGCUUUUAUCUCUAUUUGGAUCAUAAUCAUCAAAAGAAGCGGGUCAAAGUGGAUUUUACUUUGGAGGUUCAAUUUCCACGUCAACCUUUAUACACACAAAAAAAAGAUAGUAUAGUACAUGUUUACAAGAAAGGGUGUAGCGGCUAUGGAAUUUUAACCGAUUCUCAUAUAAACGAUUUGAAUCAAAAUGAUUCUGUCAUUGUUACAUUUAAAGGUCAAGUCCUAUCAUCAAAAGAUAAAAAAUAA